AUGUUUCUUAAAUUUUUCUGAUGGUACAGUCUCGGUUUUAGGCACAGAGAACCCCCACAAAACCAGCAACCCACCACCUACUUGGAGCCAUUAAUGGCCUACACUGAGCUAGCUCUACCUUAGAAUCAACCAUUGUAACCACUAGCCAAAAGGAAAAUCAGAAUUAGAACUUGUCCUGGGCUUCUUGUGUUUUUUGUAUCAGAGAAAUGGAGGAGAGGGAAGGAAGAUCCUUGGCUGAAACCCCAACAUGGACAGUUGCUUCUGUAAUCACUUUCAUGGUUGUUUUUGGGUUCUUUUUCAAUGGAUCUUUGGAACGGUUUGGAAAGUGGUUGGAUAAGACGAAAAGGAAGUCUCUAUUUGCUGCUUUGGAUAAGAUCAAAGAAGAGCUCAUGCUUUUUGGGGUUAUGUCAUUGUUGAUGGGUCACUGGAUAUUUAUUGUGGCCAAGAUUUGUGUUAAAUCAUCUCUCUUGAGCAGCAAAUUCUUUCCAUGUGCAUUGGAGAGUGACUUACAUUCAGUUGAACAUGUACUGGUUUCAAGUUCAAAUUAUUUGAAUAAGUCGGUUUCGAAGAUGCAGGUGAAGGCUGGUUCUCAUGACUAUUGUCCUGAGGGUCAUGAAUCCUUUGCUUCUAAAGAAAGUCUCGAACAGCUUCAUCGUUUGAUGUUUGUGCUUGGUGUCACACAUGUUUCUUACAGCUUUGUUGCAAUUGUCCUGGCCAUGAUCAAGAUUUAUAGCUGGAGAGUAUGGGAAAAUGAAGCCAAAGCUUUGGCAAUUCACUCCUUACAAGAUACCCCACUAGCUGAACCAAGUAUUCAGAGAAUAAGGAGAUUGUCUACUUUCAUUUUUCAUCAUGCAUCCCAUCCAUGGAGCCAGCACAGAGCUCUUGUUUGGCUGCUUUGUUUCACCCGCCAGUUCUGGAGUUCUAUAAACCGGUCUGAUUACAUGGCUUUGCGCUUUGGCUUCAUCACUACUCAUCAACUUCCUUUGUCAUAUGAUUUCCACAAUUAUAUGAUUCGGAGCAUGGAGGAAGAAUUUCGAGAUAUUGUUGGCAUCAGUUUACCUCUCUGGAUAUACACCAUAUGUUGCACUAUUCUAGACUUUCAUGGAAGCCACAUUUACUUCUGGCUUUCCUUCCUUCCAGCCAUAUUGAUCCUGCUUAUCGGGACGAAACUGCAUCGAGUGGUGGUAAAUUUGGCUGUUGAAAUCACGGAAGAAAGUCCAUAUAUGGAAAAUCAACAGUUUAAGCUAAGAGAUGAGCUCUUUUGGUUUAAGAAGCCCUGGCUUCUUUUACGUUUAAUACAACUGAUAUCCUUCCAGAAUGCCCUUGAGAUGGCAAAUUUUAUCUGGUCUCUGUGGGAAAUUAAGGAACCUUCAUGCUUCAUGGACAACAAUACUUUCCUUGUGAUUCGCUUGACAUUUGGGGUUGUCACCCAAUUCUGGUGUAGCUUCAUUACAUUCCCACUCUAUGUCAUCAUCACACAGAUGGGAGCGAGGUUCAAGAAAUCUGUAGUUUCCGAAAAUGUGAGAAAAUCGCUAUCUGUAUGGAAGAGGAGGGUGAAGGCCAAACAAAGCACUUCAUCUAGUACUGCUGCACUCUUGAGAACCUCAACAUCCUCAGAUUCUAUAGUGGAUGAAAUGCACAAAAUCGAUAGCUUUUCGUCAAACUCUUGGGAGAGAAGCUCCUUCAAGAAACAAAAUAUAUCUUUCCGGCAUCUGCAGGGCAAUGUGAUGCAGGGUGAAGAUGAGAAGUUGGAAUUUCCGCUGUGUGUUGGUCCAGUUUAUGACAGUUGCAGUGAUGACAAGAAGGUUGAUUACCAUAGUGACGAUCAUGACAGUAGUGAUGUAAAAUAUGAAUUGUGUCUCCUUCCAUCAUAAGCUUUUCUUGGAGCAUAUAUCACUAGAGACUAGAUUGUAUACACUUUUGAGCUUAGUUAUCUUCAUUUAACGACUAUUUUAUAUGAUACAUAUGGUUAGUAA
This is a messenger RNA of Prunus mume (Japanese apricot), 1976 nucleotides long. Its product is annotated as MLO-like protein 4. Gene Ontology annotation, biological process: defense response. Lineage: Eukaryota; Viridiplantae; Streptophyta; Magnoliopsida; Rosales; Rosaceae. The record is from RefSeq and is a predicted model, not a curated record. Gene Ontology annotation, cellular component: membrane.